Molecule: messenger RNA, 777 nt
Organism: Rotaria socialis
Lineage: Eukaryota; Metazoa; Rotifera; Eurotatoria; Philodinida; Philodinidae
Source: the annotation of a GenBank genome assembly
AUGAAGCAUUUAUUGGCAUCAAACAAUGCAUUAAUUGUUCAUUUACAAACUCCCACAAUGGAUAUUUUAACUGCCAUUGACAUUCUUGAAAAUACAAUUCAUCUUUUUGAUCACAUGUAUGACGAUCAUGAAAGUUUUCGUGGCAUUAUUGAAGUAUGUAUCCAAAAAAAUCUUGAUAAAUUUAAUGUAAGUGCUGAUUUGGAUGCAGAAUUUCAAUGUCUUCGAUGUCGUAAUAAAGCUCUACAAUCAAUACAAGAGUACUAUCAAAUUACUUUUCAAAAAUUGAUUAUCCAUAUGAAUGAUGAAUUUAAAGAUUAUUUAUUAGUUUUAACAACAAACAUUAAACAUUUUGGUCAUUUAUCACCAAAACAAAUCAAUUUAUUUUCUCGAGAAGAUGCAAACAAUAUCUGCUCAGUUGUUUCUGAUAUUGAUGAUCCUGAUCUUUUAUUUCAUGAAUUUCAACCUAUGAAAUCAAAAAUUAUUGAAUCCGACAAUAUUGCAAAUGUAUUAAUAACAAUUAGAACACCUGAUGUUUAUCCACGAGCUCAUAAAGUUUUACAAUAUGUAUUGACAAUACCAAUUUCAAUAGCAUCAAAUGAGCGAUCAUUUAGUAAAUUAAAAAUUGUCAAAAAUUAUUUUCGAACAAAUAUGAGUGAUCAACGAUUAUUUUACUUAAUGUUUUAUGCAAUUGAAAAAGAUUAUCUUGAUGAACUCAAUUUGUAUGAUUUAGCAAAAGAUUGGGCAAAGAUGAAAGACAGACGUAUUGAACUUCCAUAA